GAGGCUACGUGAUUCAAGUCGAACAUGUAAUAUCGAUGGCAAUACGUGGGUAUGUUGAGAAUGUCAGUGCGCGUUUAUUAGUAGAGUAGCGCCAGAGUUCAGUACGUGGCAGGGGGAAAAUCAGCGAGCUUCUCGAAAAUUUCAGAUCGGAAAUUUGUAUCCUAGGUACUCAACUGCACGCGCAGAAUUCACAAGCAUUAUUUGUUGCAGAGUCCAGGCUUUGUACGAUACAGCUAAAAAAAUGCAGAUGUGUCCCGCUAUCUUGGUUUUCAUCCUGUGUUGUCUUUGUCGGACGACUGAUGCUGAGGUGUUCACCUCCAUCGGGCAAAUGACAGACCUAAUCUUCACGGAGAGGGAGUUGGUACAGUCCCUGAAAGAGUACAUCAAAGCUGAGGAGUCCAAACUUGCAGCUGUCAAAAGUUGGGCGAGUAAACUGGAUGCCCUGACGCGAGCCUCCACAUCCGAUCCUGAGGGCUUCCUGGCUCACCCUGUGAAUGCCUACAAGCUAAUGAAGAGACUGAACACCGAGUGGUCUGCGCUGGAGAGCCUAGUGCUUGAGGACCCCUCUGAUGGCUUCAUCUCCAAUAUCUCGGUGCACAGACAGUACUUCCCUGACGAGGAGGAUGAGAAGGGUGCGGCCAAAGCUCUGAUGCGCCUGCAGGACACGUACAAACUGGACUCGGAGAGCUUCUCCAAAGGCAAACUGCCCGGUGGGCGGUACAACACUCACCUGACGGUGGACGACUGCUACGACAUGGGCAAGACGGCAUACAACGAGGUAGACUACUACCACGCCGUGCUGUGGAUGCAGCAGGCCCUCAGGCAGAUGGACGCUGGCGAGGAGGCUGACGUGCCCAAGAGCGACAUCCUAGACUAUCUUAGCUACUCCGUGUACCAGAUGGGGGACCUGCCCCGAGCCAUCGAGCUCACCCGACGCCUGGUAGCCAUGGACCCUGGCCACCAGAGGGCAGGAAGCAAUCUGCGUUACUUUGAGAAGCUGCUGGCCAAAGAGCUGAAGGAGACGGCAGAGAUGACUACGGUGCCGGCCACUGAGCAGCCUAUCCAGCUGGACACGUAUGAACGUCCACGUGACUACCUGCCCGAGAGAGAGAUCUAUGAGGCCCUGUGCAGAGGAGAGGGAGUUAAAAUGACGGAGAGGAAACGCAGCCGUCUGUUCUGCCGCUACCAGGACAGGAACAGGAACCCCAGGCUGCUGUUGAAACCCAUGCUGGAGGAGGAUGAGUGGGACAGCCCCCACAUCGUCCGCUACCUCAACGCCCUCUCCGAUGAGGAGAUUGAGAAGAUCAAGGAACUUGCCAAGCCCAGGCUGGCAAGGGCCACCGUAAGAGACCCCAAAACCGGUGUUCUGACCACGGCCAGUUACAGAGUAUCAAAAAGUGCUUGGCUGGAGGGAGAAGAGGACCCAAUCAUUGAACGUGUCAAUCAGAGAAUAGAGGACAUCACAGGUCUCACAGUGAAGACUGCAGAGUUGCUUCAGGUGGCUAACUAUGGCGUAGGAGGACAGUACGAGCCUCACUUUGACUUCUCAAGGAAAGAUGAGCCUGAUGCAUUCAAAACAUUAGGCACUGGAAAUCGUGUGGCUACAUUUUUAAAUUAUAUGACUGACGUGGAGGCAGGAGGAGCUACCGUAUUCCCUGACUUUGGUGCCGUCAUCUGGCCCCGGAAGGGAACGGCAGUGUUUUGGUAUAACCUGUUCCGAAGUGGUGAAGGAGACUACCGAACCAGACAUGCAGCAUGCCCUGUAUUAGUUGGAAGCAAAUGGGGUAACUGCUUUGGGGAAAUGGGGCAAAUGGGGAAAAUUUCUUUAUGUCUGUCUGUUGUCAAGUGAAGUGAAGUCAAGUUUAUAUAGUGGAUUUCAUACAAGGAAGUCAUUCAAUGUGUUUUACAUAAACAAAAGCAAACAGUAAUAGCUAAUAAAAACAUAGAAGGGCAAUAGUCAAAAAAUAGAUUGAGUUUUAAUAGUUUAGUCUGUAUGAGUUAGUAUUUGUGAUAUUGAAAGAUUUGUAAAUGAACCAUUAUGUUGGUUUGGAUGGUGGUUUCUGGUUUAUUCUACAUGUACACAGAUCUAAUUUAAUUCUGUCGAAAAAUAUUUGAAAACUUUUUUCAACAUUCAAGUCUUUUGUCAAUCCUCCACCAACCGCCACCAUUACUACACCACUACCUGCAGAUGAUAUGGCAAAAUUUUUCACUUAAAAAGUUGAUAAGAUUAGGGCCAGCUCAAUGUGCUUUUAAAAGGGGCAUUACCUUAUGUGGACAUGGUAACAUCAUUGCCACCUCUUAAUGAGCAAGGUAAAGGUUGCCUUCACACUGGGUUCGUUUAACUGGACCGCACCCGAGUGUGAUUACUCUCCCCUAGCCCUGACCCAGCUGGUUUCCGGCACAUUACAAUUUUGAACUGCGUUCACAUCAUGAACCAUCAGUCUAAAUGAACUCGGGUCCAGAACAAAUGGUGUAGUGUGAAUGUUAUUAACACAUCACUCACAGUUCUGGAGAAGUUCCUUUUUCUUUCAAACAAGAAAGGGUUGUCUGUGACUGAAGCAUUGAGAGUAGCUAAGGCCUUUGAUGGUCUGUCAUCAGUUUUAAUUUUACUUGACUUAUCUGCAGCCUUUGACACCGUGAACCAUGAAACUCCCAAUUUGCAAUUUUCAGCUCCCAGCAGGCAGUCUAUGCUUUUACCUAAGUGCGGCCUGUUUGUACAUACCUCGCCAUGAUUUUACACGCACGUUGCGAAACAAAUACGCCUGAAGUGGACGCAAAAGCGUUAGUACAUCUGGCCCGAAGAGGUCACAGCCAAGACAAUGAACCAUGAAACUCCCAAUUUGCCAUUUUCAGCUCCCGACAGGCAGUCUGCGCUUUUACCUCAGUGCGGCCUAUUUGUACAUACCUCACCAUGAUUUUGUUCUGCAUUCUAGAGAUUUUAGAUUGAGAUCAAGACUCACCUAUUCACCUUGCAGUUAAUUAAUUCAUUUUCUUACAGAGUUUAUCAUUUCUGUUUAUAUGAAAACUCACUAUUUUCAUUGUUGGUAAUUGAUAUUGUUAUUAUUAUUGAUAUUGUUGAUAUUAGCUAUUAUUAUUAUGCUGUUCAACUUUAUUUUGAACUAAUAAUAUUAAUAAUAAUGGUUAUAUACUGUUAGUCUUUGGACAAACGCAUCUGCCAAAUACCAUAAACACAAACAUACCCAAACAACCUACAUAGUGUAAACCUAUCCAUAGCCCUGACUUUAUACUGUAAACCUAUCCAUAGCCCUGACUUUAUACUGUAUCACAAUAUAUGCACUGUAUGAAUUAUCUAGAUUGCAUAGAACCUAGGUGACUUUUAGAUUAAGUGCAACACAGAGUUGUUUUGUAAGCUGUGAAUGU
Molecule: messenger RNA, 3381 nt
Organism: Alosa alosa (allis shad)
Lineage: Eukaryota; Metazoa; Chordata; Actinopteri; Clupeiformes; Clupeidae
Gene: p4ha2
Product: procollagen-proline, 2-oxoglutarate 4-dioxygenase (proline 4-hydroxylase), alpha polypeptide 2
Exons: 14
Coding region: 242-1849 (535 amino acids)
Biological process (GO): peptidyl-proline hydroxylation to 4-hydroxy-L-proline
Cellular component (GO): endoplasmic reticulum
Molecular function (GO): procollagen-proline 4-dioxygenase activity; iron ion binding; L-ascorbic acid binding
Source: RefSeq, a predicted model, not a curated record